UCAUGGAGAGAAAAAACAAUCGCUUCCGUGUUGUUAUCGGUUGUUAUUCUGACAAAUAGCUAGCUAAGUACUUGACCCAAAGCGGGAUUGCUAGCCAGUUAUUUGGUGGUUAAACCAUAAUGGUUUUGUAGGAUCAAUACAUAGUAUAGUUUUAUUCGCCAGAAUGUCGUUGCUACAAGGCUCCAAGAAAAAGGACAAGCGUAUUUUGUCCGGUACCUGCCCAGACCCAAAAUGCCAGGCGAGGCUAUUCUUCCCUGCUUACGGCUCGAUUAGCAUUGAAUGCACUGAGUGUGGCCAACGCCACGAACAGAAUAAUCUUUUAAAUGUGGAAGAAGUAACUGAUCCAGACGUUGUGCUUCACAAUUUGUUAAGAAAUGCCUUACUUGGUGUCACUGGGGCCCCGAAGAAGGGAACCGAGCUGGUGAAAGUGAUGGGGCUUUCCAACUACCAUUGCAAGCUCCUCUCUCCUAUUCUCACAAGGUAUGGAAUGGAUAAGCAGACGGGAAAAGCGAAACUGCUGCGGGAAAUGAAUCAAGGAGAAAUGUUCGACUGUUCACUUCUAGGAGACAGGGCGUUUCUAAUUGAACAGGAGCAUGUAUCUACAGUUGGCUAUGGCAAGGACAGAUCCGGGAGCCUGAUAUACCUUCAUGACACUUUGGAGGAGAUGAAGAAAGCGAACAGCAACAAAGAAUGCCUAAUUCCUGUUCAUGUGGAUGGAGAUGGACAUUGCCUUGUUCAUGCUGUGUCCAGGGCCCUGGUAGGCAGAGAACUGUUCUGGCAUGCGUUGAGAGAGAAUUUGAAACAACAUUUCAAACAAAACCUGGAUCGUUACAAGGCACUCUUUCAGGAUUUUAUUGAUGCAGCCGAAUGGGAGGACAUCAUCAACGAAUGUGACCCUCUGUUUAUCCCACCGGAGGGUGUGCCACUGGGACUUCGAAACAUUCACAUAUUCGGCUUGGCCAAUGUGCUGCACCGCCCCAUAAUCUUGUUAGAUUCACUGAGUGGAAUGAGGAGCUCCGGGGAUUACUCUGCAACUUUUCUCCCAGGGCUCGUGCCGGAAGAGCAGUGCAAAGGAAAAGAUGGGAAGUUCAACAAGCCUAUAUGCAUUGCCUGGAGUAGCUCAGGGCGUAACCACUACAUCCCUCUCGUCGGGAUAAAGAACACUCUCCUCCCCAAGCUGCCACCAAGGCUACUCCCCAAGGCCUGGGGAGUGCCACAGGAGCUCAUCAAGAAGUACAUAAAGCUGGAACAAGACGGGAGCUGUGUCAUUGGGGGAGACAGGAGCUUACAAGACAAGUAUCUGAUGAGACUGGUCAAUGCCAUGGAGGAAAUCUUCAUGGAGAAGCAUGGCAUCCACCCCUCCCUUGUGGCAGACGUGCAUCAGUACGUUUACAGACGGACCGGUGUGAUCGGUGUCCAACCCGAAGAGGUGACGGAGGCUGCCAGGAAAUCAGUCAUGGAAAACCGGCUACAUCGCUGUCUGAUCUGCAAUGCACUCUCUGAGCUUCAUGUUCUACCUGAGUGGCUGGCUCCAGGUGGUAAGCUCUACAACUUGGCUAAAUCCACCCACGGGCAGCUCAGACCUGACAAGAACUACAGCUUCCCGCUGAACAACGUAGUCUGCUGUUACGACCCUGAGAGGGACAUCCUCAUUCCUGACUACAAGCUGAGCUCUUUGAACACCUGCAACUGGUGCCAUGGCACCUCAGUGCGCCACAUCCAUGGCAACGGCUCUGUGGUGUAUCUGGAUGGAGACAGAACCAACACCCGCUCCCAGGGGGGCAAAUGUGGCUGUGGCUUUAAGCACUACUGGGAGGGAAAGGAGUACGACAAUCUGCCAGAGGCUUUCCCCAUCACUCUGGAGUGGGGUGGGCGAGUCGUGCGGGAGACUGUGUACUGGUUCCAGUAUGAGAUGAAUGUGGACCUGAACAGCAACGUGUAUGAUGUUGCCAUGAAACUGGUCACCAAGCAUUUCCCUGGGGAGUUUGGGAGUGAGCUCCUGGUGCAGAAAGUGGUGAACACCAUCUUACAUCACACUGCCAAAAAGAACCCAGACGAGUAUAACCCAGUCUCCAUUGACGGGGCGCAUGCUCACAGGGUCACAGACGUAGUGGAAACCCAACAGGCUGUUGACACACAGCCACCGACUAAGAUCAUACUAACUGGGCAGAAAUCAAAGACCAUUCACAAAGAGGAGCUUACGAUGAGUAAGGCAGAGCGGAGCCUUCAGCAAAGCAUCAGCGAGCAGGCCCUAGUGACCCAGAAGAGGAGGACAGAUCGACUGAAGCAGAAGGGACAGGGCAGGCCACCCUCCCCAAGUGCUGCUCAGGAACCUUCUUCCUCCUCCGCCCCAGCCACGCCCACCAAAUCCUCCUCCUCCCCCACUGCCAGUAAGGAGAAGAAGAUCCGUGUAACCACUAGCGAUGGGCGGCAGGCCAUGCUCACUCUACAGGCUCAGACCACCUUCUCCGAUCUCCAGAGGAGCAUUGCUAAUGAGUUCACCGUGCCUCCAGCCCAGCAAUGUAUCCGACAUGGGUUCCCUCCCAAAGAACUUUUCCCUCCCAAGGAUGGAGAGGAGAAUGAGCCUGUGGCCCUCCAACACGGGGACAGGGUGACUGUGGAGAUCCUGAGAGGUCCAGAGGACCGCAAGGCAUCCGCCCCAAGCGCUUCCAGUUCCUAUUCAUCCCUGCAUUCCCUCCUCUCUGUGAAGAGUGAUGAUCCAGUGACUUCCAGCAGAAUGAAUACUAGCAGAGAGCUGCAGGACAAUAUUGACCUUGAGAUGUCCUCCCUCUGUCUCCUAGCAACCUUAAUGGGAGAAGAUGUCUGGUCAUAUGCCAAAAAACUGCCUCACUUAUUCCACCAAGGUGGAGUUUUCUACAACAUUGUGAAGAAAGAUAUGGGCCUGAUGGAUGGCAAGCACUGCACCCUCCCACACCUGACUGGAAAGACGUUUGUUUACAACGCAGCAGAGGAGCGUCUGGAGCUGUGUGUGGAUGCAGCUGGACAUUUCCCUGUGGGCCCUGACGUGGAGGACCUCGUCAAGGAGGCCCUGGUGCAGCUCCACUCUGAGGCUGCCUCCAGGAGUCGCGAGGGAAGCCCCUCUCACAGCAUGCUGAGGCUCGGGAGUGGAGGUGUGGUGCGCAAGAAGGAGCAGCUCCAGAGUGUCAACGCCUUCCAGGGUAAGGGCCACUCCCUGGGCAGCGCCCCAGGCGGCUCUCCCCCUGAACACAAGCCCAUCACCAGGCAGCACAGCAGCGGGGUGGACCUGAGCGCCAGCGCCUCCAAGGGACCCGACCUCUCUGACAUCUCAGAGGACGCGACCAAGAAGCUGGUGCGCAUGGCUCCCGGUUUUGUCACCAUGAAAGACAGCCGACACCUGGACCCUAGUAUGAUCGAAGAGCAGAGGAAAAAACUACAGGAGAUGGUCUCAUCCAUCCAAGCCUCCAUGGACAGGCACCUGAGAGAGCAGAGCAAUGCAGGGGCAGACACUGGGGGCCCUGCAGAGAGGACAAGUGGGGCUAAGAUGAGUGCUUCCCAAUCUGCCCCAGGGGCAGGCGACAAGGAGGCCUCUUCAAUGGACGUAUCUACUGCUGGUGCUCAUGGCACACCAGUGGAGGCAGGGAACAUGCCUGAUGGAAAAUAUGCAGAGUCAGAGGAGCUGGAGGAAAUGGAUAGCCAGGAUGCAGAGCAUACCAAUGCCCUGGAGCCAAUGGAUCAUUCCUGAUGGCAAAAGGGCCUGGUCCUAUACUUUUCUCAAUCAUGAUCAGUCACCCCUCUAUCUGGUUGACAUUAGUGUGGGAAUGCUUCAGGUUGUAUCCAAGCUUUGGUAUUCAUUGUGUUUUGUUGUCUUUACUGCAUGAUUGACAAAGAGGUUGACCGUUUCUGCCUUUGGUGACAGUCUAAUGCUAUUAUACAGAAACAUGCACCAAGAUCCAAGGAGCAAUGCUGGUUCUUGUGUGUGAAAUGCAUUCCUGUACAUGUCCUCCAAAUCUUAAAGGUCCAAUGCAGCCGUUUUUAUCUCAAUAUCAAAUCAUGUCUAGUUAACAAUUAAGUACCGUACUAACCAUGUUUCCAUCCACAGUUUUUAUUUGAGUAAAGUAAUACUGUAUAUAAAAAUAUACAAAAAUUACGAUAGCUGUGAUGGAAAUAGGACGUUUUGGUACAAUUGUAUAAAUGCCACAGAUAAUUUGUUCAUUCGACAUAGUGGGAUCUUUUUAUGUCGGUAAAAUUAAUUAAUGCGAGAAAUGGCAGUGGAAACAAUGACAUGGUGUGUGGUCCUCGACUCCUCCCACGACGACUCGGGAAAUUAUGCAGUUUAUUAGGCUACAGAUUAAAUAAAUGAUGAUGCACUUCAUAGGGUGGUGAAAGUGCAUUG
Messenger RNA from Coregonus clupeaformis (lake whitefish), 4375 nucleotides. It is a transcript of the gene vcpip1, whose product is annotated as valosin containing protein (p97)/p47 complex interacting protein 1. Gene Ontology annotation, molecular function: cysteine-type deubiquitinase activity. The record is from RefSeq and is a predicted model, not a curated record. Gene Ontology annotation, biological process: protein ubiquitination; protein K11-linked deubiquitination; endoplasmic reticulum membrane fusion. Lineage: Eukaryota; Metazoa; Chordata; Actinopteri; Salmoniformes; Salmonidae. The coding region runs from base 164 to 3724 and encodes 1186 amino acids. The transcript is spliced from 3 exons.